UCAUUAUGAAGUCUUAUUAUAUUUAUAUAUUUAUUAAUAUUAAUGAUUUGAUUAAAAUUAUGCUACUAUAUCACAAAUGAAAAGGGAAUAAGUUCUUGACUUUUGGUGCAAAUGUGCCACACAAGAUCUGCUUCCAGGAUGUGGUCGGAAGAGAACCAAAUAGUUUCUAUGUGAAGCAAAUUUGAAGAGCACACCCCAACCACAAACUGCUUACACUCACACAAGAUUCUAUGAGUAAAACAUUACGAACAUGAGUAUCGGACAACGACAAGCAAAGGAAUAAGCAUCAUAUUUGUGCAAGGUGGCAUAGCAAUGCAUCCCUCAGGAGUAAAUGAUUCAGACAACAAUCAAAGCACAUGCAUGAUACUUCCUGAAGAAAUCCAUCAAACCAUCUUGCCUUGGCUCUAUCUCUGUUUGGCUGCCCUGGGCCUUCCAACCAAUGGAAUAGUCUUGGUCGAUCUUUGGAGAUCAGAGAGGACACCCACUGCCAUCUUCACUUUGAACUUAAUCGUGUCAGACCUGCUGAUGUGCAGCAGUUUUUUCUUCAGAAUAGCCUACUACAAAGAGAACACCAAAUGGCUAUCUGGAACUCCAGCCUGCAAUGUAGUAGAGCUGAUAAAUUUUUCUUGCUUCUACAUUAACCUCUAUUGUAACAUGAGCUUCCUUUUGUGGACCAGCAUCAAUCGCUAUGUCACAGUGGUAAAACCAAGCUACGCUUUCUUUCAGAUCUUUAAACAUACUCGGUCUAGUUGGAUCCUCUGCUUUUCUACCUGGUCGGUUGUCACCACAGUCGUCGGCACUAGCAUGGGGCUUAAACUGGGCCGACAAAUCAAUGGGACCUGCUUUGACCAAGUUGUCAACAGUAACAUCAUCUAUAAAGAUCAAUUCAAAACCAUCCACUGUGUAGGUGUGUCAGCAUUCUUCUUCAUUUUGGGCUUGAUGGUGGUCAGCUAUAGCCUGCUGGUCUUCCAUCUGCAGAAGGUGAGGGGAGGUCGAUUUGGACCCGGAGGAAGUCUAAAGGUUCGCAGGAAGAUCCUGGCCUCGGUCAUAAUGUUUGUACUCUGUUUCCUACCCUACCACGUGCAAAGGAUCAUCUUAUUAAAAUCAGAGAAUAAAAACUGUCAGGAAGGGUUCAGGAUAAAAACAGGCACCAUCUUCAUUGCAGCUCUCAGCUGUUGCCUGCAUCCCAUCCUCCAGCUGGUGUUUCGUUUGCGCUGCUGUCGGGCAAAUCGCAACACCAGGGCCAAACCCAAACGUGAAACCUCCAAGAGCCUGGAAACACCUCAGAUACAUACUAUACAUGUGACUGAAAACAUUGAAGAAUCUGAGAAAAAUAAACUGGAAAUAAGCCAAGAACUGAAGAAAAAUUAAACUGAAUUAAGCAAGCAACCAACACUGUUUUGAAGAAUUUGGUUUGCAGGUUUGCAUUUCCUGUGUGAUGCAUUCAGCAAACUCUGAAAUAUGCUAACCUCAGGGAGCUGUUCUCACAUUUACAACCAUUACUUAUUAGACAGAAAAAACAAAACAAAAAACAAACUUAUGACCAAUUUAAAUGGUACAGUGGUACCUCCUCACUUUUUUACAGUAUACAUAGUAAGUCCUUGUUGUCUACUGUGGAGCAACCUUCUCUGUAUCAGUGACAACUAUUAUUUAAGUAGGGCUGAAACGAUGUUAAUAUUCUGCUGAGUGCUUUUGCAUGAUUUAAUUUAUAGUAAUAAAUAUUUUAGGCACACAAUAUAUACUUUGCAUGGUCAAAAUGCAUCCAUAAAACAAAUAAAUAUAAGUAUCAAUGGGAUUUUAA
This is a messenger RNA of Megalobrama amblycephala (Wuchang bream), 1801 nucleotides long. It is a transcript of the gene gpr82, whose product is annotated as G protein-coupled receptor 82. The transcript is spliced from 2 exons. Lineage: Eukaryota; Metazoa; Chordata; Actinopteri; Cypriniformes; Xenocyprididae. Gene Ontology annotation, molecular function: A1 adenosine receptor binding; G protein-coupled UTP receptor activity. The record is from RefSeq and is a predicted model, not a curated record. Gene Ontology annotation, biological process: G protein-coupled receptor signaling pathway. The coding region runs from base 313 to 1371 and encodes 352 amino acids. Gene Ontology annotation, cellular component: plasma membrane.